AUGUCGAAAAAUGAAGGGUAUGAGGACUUGACGGAAGGGAAGCUCGUGUAUUGGAUGAAUGCGGACAAGGACGUUGACCGUAAUGAGCUUGGCAAAAUCACCCAAGUUUGUGGUGAUUAUGAUGAGGGCGUGCUGCGGGUGAAAUUCAGCACCGGCAAGUUCAGUAUAGAUCCGAGAUGGUUGUGUGCGGCGGACAUUCAGAUCGGUGUAUUUGUGCAGGUUGCUGGUGACUCUGACGAGGUGAUUGGAGAGGUCAAGCGCGUGGAUGAUGGCAAAGAAGUGGUUGUCGAAGUCAAAGGCGAAGACCAAAAGUACAAGCCAAAGAAGCUCAUCUUGUGCGAUUUUCAGCCCGAGAUGCUUGUGUUUUGGACCAAGGCCGAUGACGACAUCCCGAAGGGUCACCUGGGCGUGGUGUUAAAGGGCUUGAAUGACUCGGGCAGGGUCAAAGUGAAGUUUCCCAAGGGAAGCUGGCGUUUUAAGCCGUCUGAGAUAGUGCGAGCACCCAUCCAGCCACAAUCGUAUGUGCAGUGGACGAGCCAU
Molecule: messenger RNA, 540 nt
Organism: Symbiodinium necroappetens
Lineage: Eukaryota; Dinophyceae; Suessiales; Symbiodiniaceae
Source: the annotation of a GenBank genome assembly